AUGGAAUUAAUUACAGUUAUAGUCUAUCUCAAGCGUCAUGUUCAGAAACAAAGACGUGAAACGAUUGUAACUUUUGUCAGAGUUCAUAAUGUGCAAUAUAAUAUUUUCAUGUUUAGGAUGGAAAUCACUGUAUAAACAGAACGGACUGUUUAGCAUAGGUUGGUGACUUUACCCUAUAAAAGUGUAUAGGUAUUUGUUGUGGGACACCAUCAAUCCACGUGGUCCCUAUUUAAGAUUCAACAGGAGAGAUCUAUGAAGUGGGAUGUACACUCAAAAUUCUAAAUCACUAUUACACAUUUAUGUUGAUCUGAACUGUGAUCACUGUAAAGAAGUAAAUCUGAAUGUGUUGCCGUGCACUAAACAUUGAAACAUAGAUUGUGAUGGGAGAUAAGACUCAAGUAACUAUUUAAAGAAAGUCUCCAAGCACCAUGAUCACAACAGCUUACUGUAGUGGUUAUGGUGCCAGGAGUACCCCCCAUUUUAACUAGUCAAACUGUUUUAGAAUGUUUUGACUCUUUACUUGGGGACCGGUGGUUGCUUCUCUCCAAUGCUUUCUCCAAUGCUGACAACGAAAAGGAAGAUUCAGUUAGCUCUCUUGAGCUAAGACCUAUUCUGACAGUGUCAGCUGAUCACUCUCAGCCAAUCAGCUAAGCCCUGCACUGCAAAUACAGAGAGCUUCUAGCUAUUCAUUGACAGUAGGGCAGACCACAGGUAAGAAGUAUUUUCAGGGCAUUCGUUGCACCAUAACCGCUUUGGGGAUCUGCACUUGUCAUGGUGUUUGGGGUUUUCUUUCAAACAUAUGUGAUUUUUGUACCCAAGACAUCAAACUACAGAAAUGGAACAUCAUUAUGGAGAGUGAGUGACCAUCUCUAGGCUUUUCAGUUAUUCAAAGGACCCCAAUAACUUGUAAUGUUAACCUUCUGCAUGUGAUAUCAGUGCCUUGUAAACAUAAACUGGCACUGUAUUCAUUUCAGUUCACAGCCAUUUACAUAGUGUGUACUGUAGCUACAAUCAUACUCAGCCAGACAGAGAAGAAGAUUUUGAAAAAGCGAAGAAUUUAUCCUCUAAAUAUAUAAAGUUUGGCCUGAAUAUGGUGAGUGUGUUGUAUAUGUAGAAUGUUAAAUAAUCCAGUAUAUUUUUUUAAGGUUUGUGUUCUUCUGCCCUCUAGUGCCAUUGUAAGAAGAUUGCAAAGAAUAUCCCUUAAAAAAUUGUUUUGUUGUUAAUACAGAUGAAUUACAGUUCAAGAGAUGCUACAGGAAACAUAUUUUAAUUAGCAGAAUAUUUUGGUAGAGACUUAGAUUCUCAAAAUAUAGUAGAUUAUGAAUUUUAAUAUGGUAACAAAAAUGUUUUACAACUCUAUCUGAUGCAUAAACCUCACAAGAGCGGGCUUAGGGUAAACAUAUAUAUUUUAAUCAUUCAAAGCAAGUGACUUACCCUAUACUGAAAUGGAAUGAAGGAGAAUCUCUGUCUACAUUGGGUACAAUCAGGAACAAUUCUAGGAGACAACAAGACAAGGGACUUCAGCCCGUGGGAAAAUUAUAUGGCCUUUCCCAAAUAUAUUGACUUAAGCCCUCUUAAAACCAUCUCUAUACAAGGCGCUAAACCCAACCCUAAACUCUGUGUUCUAUACAUUACACUGUGAUACCAAAUAUUUGAUUAAAUUCAGAGUAUUAAAAAAAUGGCUAAUGAGGCCCACUUAAUGAACAUAGAAUUAUAGGAAAAAUUAUAGCACAUAGUUACACAGCUACAUAGUAAUAUAGGAUGAAAGAGAGACUCAAGCCUCUCGGGUUCAAACUUUCAUCAACCUGUAUUUCUGUCAUUGAAUUAAAAGGACACUCUAGAGAAUUGGUGUGUUGGGGUGUCGCUAUGCUGAAUUCAGGCAACCAAGCUAUGCUCUUUUUACGGCGUGGGGUGGUGAUGGUGCGGUCAGCGCUCGUCUGAGUAGAUUUGGAGUAGGCUACUCAAAGUGGUCUAGUUUCAGCCUAGGCUGAAUAUUCAAGUUAUGCAACUUGCAAAUGUGCUUCCUGUUUACCAAGCAACUCAUUUACCAAGCAACAAAGUUUCCUCAUUAUCUUCUAGGUCAAGCAUGUCAGACUCACGGCCCGCAUGCGAGUACAUGCCUAGUGUAAAAGCAGAGUAGGCACCUGCUCGCCCCACAUUGCAGGUGGCUUCUCUGCUAUCAGUUACCUGGCCGGAGGAGAGGGAGCAGGACACGGGCGGCAGCGAGGGAGCUCAGUGUUCCUGCUCCUCACUGCUCCCUCGUGCAGUCUGUAGUGAUGCCGGGCGCCGGAAUAUGAUGUCAUAUUCUGGCACCCAGCAUCACUAAACUGCACGCGAGGGAGAGGUGAGGAGCAGGAACACUGAGCUCCAGAUAGAAGAUCCCACUGGACCCCAGGGAAUGAUGUGAGUGAGUAUGUCUGUGUCUGUCUGUCAGUGUGUGUGUCUGUCAGUGAGUGUGUCUGCCAGUGAGUGUGUGUGUCUGUCAGUGAGUGUUUGUGUAUGUCAGUGAGUGUGUCUGUCAGUGAGUGUGUGCGUCUGUCAGUGAGUGUGUAUGUCAGUGAGUGUAUCUGUCAGUGAGUGUGUGUGUGUGUCUGUAUGUGUGUGUGUCUGUCAGUGAGUGUGUCUGUCAGUGAGUUUGUCAGAGAGUAUGUUUGUGUCUGUGUGUCUCUGUCAGUGUGUGUGUCUCUGUCAGUGAGUGUCAGUGUGUGUCUGUCAGUGAGUGUGUGUGUCUGUCACUGAGUGUGUGUUGGUCAGUGUUUUGAUGGCCGCGGCUGGACAGUGGAGUACCUGGAGGUGCACGGAGGCACGCCACGUCACAUUCCGACGUGAAGUCGACGUGCUCCACCUUCACAGGGUUUCAAGAAGUAGCGUGAGGAUCUGCUUUGGCACAGGGUGCGGACAGUGCCUUUUGGGGAAUACCAGAGGCUGGACUCCAGAGUCGCAUACUGGCAGCGGCAAUGUAAGUGAAGUCUGUUUGUUGGCUGGAGGGGGUGCUGGGAUUUAGGAUACGGGUAGGACUGGGAUUUAGUAUAGGGGGAGGACUGGGAUUUAGUAUAGGGUGAGGACUGGGAUUUAGUAUAGGGGGGACUGGGAUUUAGUAGGGGGGACUGGGAUUUAGUAUAUGGGGGGACUGGGAUUUAGUAUAGAGGGGGAGGACUGGGAUUUAGUAUAGGGGGAGGACUGGGAUUUAGUAUAGGGGGAGGACUGGGAUUUAGUAUAGGGAGAGGACUGGGAUUUAGUAUAUGGGGGGACUGGGAUUUAGUAUAGAGGGAGGACUGGGAUUUAGUAUAUGGAGAGGACUGGGAUUUAGUAUUUUAUUUUAUUUUAUUUUAUUUUAUUCUAUUUUUUCUGCGUGUUGACUACUAUUGCCCAGUAAUACAAAUGCUGAGUCUAGUCAUUAAAUGGUUAGCAACUAGCAUUCCUAACGUGGCUGCUGGUACUAUUUAUAUGCUGCUAUUAACCAUGUGCAAACUCUUUUAUUCAACAAAAUGAGAUGUCCCUCUGUGCACCAGAUGUAAAAGUUAUAUUUUUAUGCAGCUAGAUACUGUACAUAAUUCUCGUCUGUAAUUUGCUACUAUCUUAAUUAUUAUUUUAUUAUUUAUAUAGCACCAUCAGAUUCCGUAGCGCUGUACAAUGGGUGGACUAACAGACACGUAAUUGUAACCAGACAACUGGACGUACAGGAACAGAGAAGUGGAGGGCCCAGCUCAAUAAACUUACAUUCUAGAGCUUAAUAAAAAAUGAAAUUGCAAAAAAAGCACACUCUAGUCACCACAACCACUACAGCUUAAGGUUGUGGUUCUGUGUCAAAGUCAGAGCCUCUCCCUGCAGGCUGAACAGUGUAAUUGCUGCUUUUUCUAUGAAAAGACAGUGUUUAAAUUGCUGUCUAAUAUCACCUUUAGUGUCUGUCACUUGGACAGCCACUAAAGUGACUUCCUGAUUGUCCUUUUGCAAAGAUUGCAGGUCCAAUGUUCAGCGUCUCGACUAAGUCAAUGCAUUUCUGUGAGGAGAUGCUGAUUGGAGCAGAGCUUAAAUUGUAGCGCAUGUUUACUAUCCUCUCAAUGGUUUUCUAUAGGGAAGCAUCGGCCAGCAGAGGUCAUCAGUAUUGAUGAUCUCAGCCAGUGGGGGAAGGGCGGUCGCAGUGAGACUGGUGCACCGGGGUACGUAAGGUAAGUACAGCGCUUUUGUGACAGACCACUCUGUCCUUGGAUUUUAUACUUUGUUUCUUAUUUCGUCUGUUUGUGCAGUAAUCCUAAUUUUACCUAUGAAUGCCCUGUGACUAUACCCCCUUUAAUGUUGAGAGACCCUAUUUUUGACUCUUGGACUUUCGAAGUGGCACUUCGACUACAGUCAAAGUGUCGAAGUGGCCGACAUUCGAACACGUGGCGGCGUCCAUCUUAUUUGGUCGAACGUGUUCAGCUGUGUUUUGUCAUUGAGUUCAUAGAACUCAAAUUGGACAUGCAAUGGCACGAACACCGCUGAAAAGUUACCUUCCAUGAAACUUCGACAAUUCGAACGGGAGUCGAACGGCGUUCGGUGAGUGGAAGCCCACAAAUAAGUGACACACAUUGACUAUGUCCAUUCACUAUUUCGUUCAGUAAGUCGAACGGUACUUCGACAGUUGGAAAUAUACCGGCCGCACAGCCUAAUUCUCUGGAACUGUUUUGGGCAUGAAGCCAUGUGUCCAGUUGGUCAAAAUGGGACUUCCACAAAAUUCCUGAACCCCUGCUCUGAUCUGAGUGAUUUUUUUAUAUGUUGUUCACCCAGAUCAAGGCUAUCAGGGGAUAUGACAUUUAUGGGAAUAUGUUGUAUUUUUGGGUACUUGUGCUAUUUUAUAAAAAUGUAUGUUUUUUCUGCCUAGAGUUAAUUAAGUUAGUACAUUAUCUGCCUUAAUUGUAUCACCGGCAGAGGGGAGGGAUUGUGUACUAUAUGUGGGAGUGUCAUUUAUUAUUACAUUGGUUUUAUUGGUUGGCAUGCUUUGUGUCCUGUGCCCAACAAGGUCCACUUGGGUGUCAACCUUGUUGGGAAACUUGUAUAAAAGGCCAGUGUGCCUCCAUUAAACCUUCAGUUCCUGAUUUACCCUCAACACAGAGCCUCGUCUCGUGCUUGUAGGGAAAAGCUAUACCUGCUAUAAUCCCUGCUCUUGGGAUUGCUUGUUGGAGUAUUAUAAUCACUAGCUUUUUUAAGAGCUUUUCCUGCUCUGCUCUACAGACUCCCUCUCACAACAGGGGAGAAAGGACAUCUCUUGGCAGCAAAAACCCCUCACUCUAUCGGGGUGCCGCUACAACUUUAAAAAAAAAAUUAAUUAGGGGGCUGCCCUGAAUCUAUAUAGUUAUCAGAGGCAUAACUAGAAACCACGGGGCCCUGGAGUGAGAAUUGCCCUUUGGCCCCCCAUACAUCGUCCCUCGACAUCCCAGCCCCACAAUUUGUCACAUUCACCCCCCCCAGCCGCUCCAUGUGUUUCACUCACGCCCCACAGAGUGAGUGUGGCAUGGUUGGGGGGGGGGAUGAGUAUGACAGAAUUGGAGGGGUUCAAGUGAUAGUGUGAAAGGGGGCAAGUGUGACAGAGUGAUGGAGAAUGAGAAUGAGUGUGGCAGUGCUAGAGAAGGUGAGUGUGAAAGGGUGAAUAUGGCAGAGGGAUGGGAGGUGAGUAUGACAUGGUUGAGUGACAGGAUUUGGGGAGUUAUUGUGAGUGUGGCAGGGUGAAGGGGGUGACAGUGUGUUUGGUGGGAUGACAGUUACACAGACACACAUGCAGAUAAACAGACAAACAUACACUGACAGACAUGCAGAAACACACCAUAUAACACAUACAGAUACAUACACGGACACACAUGCUGAUACACAGACGCACAGAUACACACACUGGCACACAUGCAAAUACAUAGAUACACAAACUAAAACACAGAUACAGAGACACAUAUAUACACACAGACACACAUACAGACAUAAUGACACACAUGCAGAUACACAGACACUUAAUGACAAAUAUUCAGAUACACAGAAUGACACUCAUACAGAUACAAACAGUGACACACAUACAGAUACAAAGGGCAGACACUGACAUACAGAUACACAGACAUACAGAUACACAUAAAGACACACAUGCAGACAAACAGAUACACAUGCAGACACACAUACAGAGAUGCACACAGACACACACAUACAUACAGACACACACAUACACACACACACACAUACAUUCAUACACAAACACACACACGUGCAAAAUAUUUUAGUCACCCUCUUGUUCCCUACCGUUUAGGUGCAGGAAGGUGACUUCCCUGGGGUCCAGUGGCUGGCUCCAGCUGAUGGGAGUCAGAGUUCCCACUCUGACUCCCUACCCUCCUUCCUCCUCCUGCGCAGGUCUUCGCGAUAGCUGAGAGGAAGUCAGUGGGGCUUUAAUUUCCUCCCAGCAUCUGACAUCAUCACAGGGGACCCGGUCAUGCUGUUAAAGCGCCGUAGCACCGACUGGGCACCCUGGAAAUUCAUUGCCAUCGGGUGGCCCUAACAGCAUGGGCCAUCAAAUGGGCCCCUGAGCGCGCGGACCCCUGCGGUUAUACUGUGCAUGCCAGGGUCGCGUUACAUGGGGUCCACAGGGCCGCCGAGCCCCCUGGAGUGACAGGCCUGGUCGUACCUGCCACCCCUGUAGUCAGAGUAGUUCCGCCACUGUAUAUUACUCUAGUGUUAUGAAUAGUAUAUUAUUAAUAUAUUAGAUAGUAUAUUACUCUAGUGUUAUGAAUACAUGUUUUAAAAAUGAUUCCUAGUUAUACUAAAAAGAGGGGAAAUCCUUUUCAACCCUGAUAAGCAGAUGUUUUGCUUUCAUGCUGCAAAUAUCAUGCAUAUUACCCGAACUGCAUGUUUUGAUAACAAAUAUCCAAACCUUUUUUAAAGUUAUCAGCUGAAUCAAUUAAACAAUCUCUCUAUUAUAAGGGCUAUUUUAUCAUUCUAUGGACCUAGAAAACAUCAAUACAUAUUAUACAUUUAAAGGGGAAAAACAGAGUUACAUAGCAUAGACUAAAUUGUAUAACACUCAAAUAAAAUGUCAUAAUUUAAUUUUGAGAACUAUUUUAAGACAAAGUCUUUUAUCUGGUUGCUACCAACUUGCAAUCACUAACUGUGCAAUGCUCAGUGAUAUUAUAGUGAGAGACACACCAGGUGUACACAGUUCCUAAGUAUUUGUUUUAUCUUCUAUUAAUAAUGUGGCUUCCCAUCAAUGGAUGUCCCCAUACUAGUAAAUGGUUUGAUUAAGUCAAGUUUGUGAUAGCAGCAAUAUAAUAUCUCCAGGACACCUUUAAAUGGGCUGCCUGGCAAAUGCCACUGUCUUCCAUGCUCUGUACAGGCUCACACUGAUAUUUCUAUUUUAAGAUGUGAUUGUUGACAUACAAAACUCCGCACAAUCAGAGACCCAUUUAUCUGAAGGAGCUCCCAUGCCCUACAUUCCAGCUCAUUAGCUCAGAUCUGCAGGUGGAUGACUCCUACAGAUUCCCACAAGUCGUCUGUCUGUUUUUGGGUCAAUCAUUAACCUUGUACAGUCAUAACUUUACAAAUCUUGCUGCUCAGCUCAACAAGCAAUUCACUUUUUUAAGAAAAACAGGGAAAAAUGUAAGAAAUAAUUCUCCUAACCAGUGCCUUCACCUUAUUGGAAUCUACAGUACUUUAAAAUAUUUCUCCUUACUUUGGAUAGUCUGUAUGACAUAAAACACAUCAUCAAUAGCUAGAUAAUUAUUAUGGCAUAUUACCUUAAGUUUUAGCUAGACAACACGUUAGCUAAUAGUAAAGUGCCACUGUCACCCCCACCCCAUAAAAAGAGUAUUUCCUAACAAUAGAAUCUUUAUGAAAUACUCAUAUUGACUGUGUUUAACUGUGAUUGAGUUUCACUGAAAUUCCAACCCAGUCAAGAGAUAUGUUAAGUCAAAUUAGGGACAAUUUUGCCACUGUCUAUUUCCUGCACCUGACACUUCUAGACACUGGGCGGAGCUACUGCAGUCUAGAAGUGUCGAUCCUCAUAGCCGUUACCAGAGAUGGCUGCUGGGAAUUGGCUUUAUCUAUGGAGGAUCCCACGGUUUUGCACAGUUAACCCCUAAAGCACUACAGCAAGCAGAAGAACUUUAGGAGCCUGAAGUGUCAAAUUAAAAAAACAUGUUUAUACUGUAAAUGCAUAGUGGUUAUUACAGAGUGCUGAAUUAACAGGACUAUGGAAAGAAUACAGUUUGAACACAAACAAUAAAAUAGAAUUUUGUGUUUAUGACUCUGUACGGCAUAUCCUGGCAUUGUAAUCUCCACAAUUGUUUGCUAAACGUUCGUGAAUGAUACAACUCAGCCUGAAGAAGUCGAGACACCUGUACUGGAACAGAAAUGAGUUAACAUGCUAUCAAUGUCGGGAUGGAGCGGAGCAGAAUUUAUUUUUAAUGCACGCCGAAGUUAUUUGAGGAAUCUAAGAUUUUUCAUUACAAUUGUUUUAAAACAAAUAGUUGCUCCAGGGUUUUAGAAUUGCUACAGAAAAAACAAUCAGAUUGGAAACAUCAAAGACACAAAACACUGCAUCAGUCACAGCAUGGGCCGAAAUAAAUCAUUAUUUCACUGUUCUCAUUGUCUUCUCCGUCAUCUAACUGGCUAUGCAAUUGAAGAGAAUUAUUUUGUGACAAGAGAGUCCUGAGGCUCAACAAAUACUGUUCAUUACAGUAUGCAUGCCUGGUAAAAAAAAUUUUUAAAAAGUCUCUAAGGAAUUGUAAAUUUAGAUAUUUAGCAAUUCACGAGAAAUAUUAUUCAUUACUGAUGUAACAAAAAUAUGGCAAUAAUAUACCACAAUCGAGAAAAAUACAUGACAAUUAAAUGUAGCAUUGUCUCAUAAAUAUUCCCAAUAUUUUACUUUUUUUUUCUUUUUUAUUAUUUCAUCUUUAUUAAGAACUUAUGCACAUAGAGUACAGAAACAAAGAUUGACAUUAAUAUAAAUACAUAUAUUUUUAGCAGCAAUCAAAAUACAUCAGAAUAAUUUUCUAAUUUAAUCACCAGUCAUUCCAACUUUAUUCAUUCUUCAUACAUCAUUCAUUCUGGCGUGGGGUAGGAAGGUGAUGGACCAAGAUUUGUCCUUAAAGUCAAUUAAACAUAUAAUUCCCAAUAAAGGAUUGUAUUUAAAGUUUCUAAAUCAUAUUAGUAAAGAAAAUGAUAACAAUUUUUCCCAUAUUCUUUUAUAUGGAUUCAGUUGGUUAUUUAUCAAGUAAAAACCUUUCUCCAUAGAGCAAGGUGAUUUAUUUGAGAUGUUAUUUCGUACCAGUUUUGAUACCCUUGCUUUUUCCAAUUUCUGGCGAUGCAUAUUUUUGCUGCCAGCAUAAUAUAAAUCAUUAAAUUAGAUAAGGGUUUAUCCAUUUUGGGAAGGUCUAAGUGAAGAAGAAAAAGCUGCGGAGACAGUAGUAUCUCUUUAAAAAAUAAGUCUUUUUAGGUUGUUUCUCAUAAUGUCUAACCAGUCCCACCAAAUAUUUAGAUGGGAUCCCUUUGCUUUGCUACAUCUCCAGCAUUGGUCAGAGUGAUCAAUAUACAUCUUAUUCAAUUUAGUUGGAACCAUGUACCACCAUGUAUAAUACUUUGUAGUAUGUCUCAAUCAGAUUUACACAGUGUAUACCCUUUUUGACCUGUUUGAUACCCUGUUUCCAAGUGUGUAACGCAAACGUUUUCUUAAAAUCUAGCUCCAAUUUCAAUAUUGGAGACUCUUUCACAAAGGUAUCAUUGAUACUGAGGAAUUUAAGUGAGCGAGAUAUGAAUCUCUAGGAAAUCAAUGAUAUCAUUAUGAUCUAGAAUUUGUUCCUUUACCUCUUCUCUUCCCUCCUUUAUCCCUCCUUCAUCGCACUUAGUUCCAUUUUAUCAGGUAAUACCUAUACACUCCUAAAUCUUAUAACAAUGAAACCUUAGAGGAAUUAUCCCGAAGGCAUCUACGAGUACUGUUCUUGGUAUUCAAAUGUCAAGGCAUUAGCAGCGUGGUAUCAUACCAGGAAGAACUCACAGACAAAUCCUGCUUGCACCUACCAAUAUCUUUGGCGUAUGUCAAUACAUUCAGAGCUCAAAGCUUGCGGCUCCUGGUGCAGGUCCGCCACACCUCUCAGCCUCCGCGCCGUCCUCAAUCAGGAGUGGGUCGGAACUCUCAGAGCACUUGAUCCGCAACUGCUGUGCCAUGCUACCUAUCAAGUUAGGUGAGACUCUUGGCUCCUCCGUCAGUAAUCAUCUGAAUGGUGUGGACCGUGCUUCGGUGUGGACCGUGCACUAUGCUUCGGCAUGCUUCGAAACAGCUUCACUCCCCUCCCUGCUCCUACGCACCGACAUCGUGUGUCAUACGUAUAUGCUCCUACAUCAUUGAUAAUUCUAUUUUUGAAUACUAUGACAUUGUUUUUAAUUUUGUAGUGAAUUACCACUUUUUAUUUAUUAGUUCUGCAGUUUUCUCCUGAUACUCCCCUUAUGGAUGGAGACUGAGUAACUAAUCAUAUCAAGACUUUCAGUAUUUUUUGAAUGCCCUGUUCUGAGUAUAGAACCUUCAGACAUGCCGUUUGUUCAAACCGUAUUUCUGAUGUCACUCAUUGGCUUUACAUGGGGUCAUCAGAUCCUGGGCUCUGUAAAGACAGACCUGUAUGUUGUCCUGAUUUCUAGGCCAAUGUAUCAAAUAAUUACAGCAAUACCAACACUAACAGAGGACACAGAAGAAGGAAGGGGAGCACUAAGUCAUUACCCUUAGUAUGGCAUCUACAGGUAACAGUGAAUUGGGGUCAACUCAUUGUCCUCACAAGGCACCGUCCCCAAAGAUUUAAGAUAUAGUACUGGUACUGCAUAGUUCCCCAAAUGACAAGACUCUUGGCUAUUACUGAGCACCAUUUUUAAAUGCUAAUGGAGGGAUUAUUGGAAACAGUGUCUCCAGCAAACCAAUGGUUAACCCCUAGGUGGCUUAAUUCCCACAAUAAAGAGAAGUUGACUAACAUUGGUAAGGAGAAAUGCAAUGCAGCCUCAAGGUGCCAAAACCAAUAAACAAGAAACACAAAGAAUCAGAGGCACUGUGGAAGGUAAAUAUUUGAAGGACAGGAUCCGCAAAUACAUGCUAAUUAAUUAAAUUAAAUGCUGCACUGUCACUGUCUGGGAAACUUGAAAAGACCCCCGAUGGUGACUUCUCUGCCAGGUGGCCAAGAAAGAUCAGUUCUACUACCUGAACCUGUCCUUUGCAGGUGACAACAGCUUUUUGCAGUGGGUCCUCUUCAGCUCCUGGAACUUCAGCGCUGGGAGCUGAUGUCACUCCUGUACUCUUGUGCAAGCUAAUUCCCAGCAGUCAUUGGUAGUUCCACUCAGUGUCUAGAAGUGUCAGGUGUAGGAAAUAUACUGAGUAUUCCCUACUUUGUCUGAGUAUCUCUCUUGACUGAGUUGGUGGGGGUUCUCAGUGCCACUUUUAUGUAAUUGCAUAAAUCUUUUAAUCACCUAUGUAGUGCUUUAUUUGAACAUUUUGUAUCUUUUUUAUAUUUUUUUUAUAGAUGUUAUUUAUAAAUUUAAUUUCAGAGAAUUUAUCACAUCUUUAAUUGUAGCUCACGCAUAUCAUUUUUGUUAACUUAUUUAAGUGGGAAAAUGUAAGUAAGAGUUUCAUGACAUGUUUUCAGCUUCAUUUUGACAAGAGUUUUAUGCUAAAACCUGUCAGCAAUGAUUGAUACCUGAUGUGUGAAUCGUUCUUUAAUUCUUUAAUAAAAGUGAUUUUAUAUAGGAAUAUUGCCAUCUAGUGUUUGCUACAUGUUAUCUCAGCAUCAUACACACCAUGCUAAUCCAAUACACUGUUGUAAUUUUUAUUUUAUUUAUUUUUUGGUAUGUACAUAUCUUCCAAAACUUUUAAUGUGGGACACCUGUCAAACUGUCUUGUGUUUUGUUUUUAUUUUCUCGUUGUCACUUUAGAGGACACAAAAAAAAAGUUCCAAAAAGUGCAGUGAGAGUAUGCCAUAAAAAAGGGCUUGCACGAUUAGAAUUCUCCUGCAGUACUCUGCGCAUGUGCCAGUCUAAUUUGCAUGACUGCCUGCUAAUACAAAACACACAUGUCACCAGGCUGGCGCACCACAGAGGAAACAUAAAUAGACAGGACUAUACAUAUAGAGUCUGAAUGGGGCAAAACCAUCAUACGGGGCUUCAAAAUCUGGACAUUGUUGAUCGGAUUCAACAAUGUCUAGAUUGUGUAAAUUAGGUCUGAAUUUGGUAGUCAGACACAUUCCUACUAUAAGUCCGUGCUCAAGUCUCAUUAACUUUAUCAUUGUGCAAGGGACUGAAAACAAAUUGCUUGAUCCAUGGGCAUGAAAACAGUAUUGGAUUAAACCCAUUGACUGCCGGUGACUGUAUGAUAUAUUUUGGAUGGUGGCUGAUACAGUCACCCAGGCCCGGACUGGCCAUUGGGCACAGAGGGCAAAUGCCCGGUGGGCCGCGGUGGCCAUGGGCCGAGGCCGGCAGGGGAGGUUCCAGGAUCUCCCCUGCCGGUCUAUGCAGGGCCGGCGCUAUCCGAGCGCGGCCCCACUGUUUUCCAUGGAGGGCCGGUGGGGAGAUCAGAGUUCAAAGUAGUAAUUAUUUGUUAGCAAUUUGUUUUACCUAGUUCAGUUCCUUAUUACUUUGCCCCAGUAAAAACUUUUCUAGCAUUUACUUGAGGAACAAUCGAGCACACUUUACUUCCAUCAUCACUUUUGCAUUGAGGUGAAUUCAUAGUUUCAUAAUGUCUUAGCCGCAUGCACAUGACGUCUAAGGGAGAAAUGCGGUACUCACACAUGUACGUUAGUCACUUUCUCCAGACAUGAGUUUAUACCUCCCAGCAUUGCUUCUCCUGAAAUUAGUAUGGGUGGGCAAAGUCUUGAGGGGCCAUCGCUAGUGAUGCAAACCACAUCACUUGCAACACCAACAAUGGGUGGGACCACCCAGAAAAUGAGCGGCCAAGUCCAAAAGGGGGUGGGUUAGCCCCAAAAAAAGGUGUGUGCCCACUACCUGACAGGCAGCCUGACCGGCCUCCAGCUAGUGCCAGCUUCUGCGUUAAAUUAUGCUUUUGCGCUGUGCUGUCCAGGAGCAGUUUUCUGUUGUCCCAAGUUGUAGGACACCAGGGAACUAAAGUGGGACGGCGGGAUGGCGGGACAGCCCCCUCAAGACUUUACAGUUAGGGGGCAUGGAGUUGUUUGUACAACAUGGCAAAGAUUGCAAAUGAAAAUAAAAGAAAAAAAUAAUUUUUUUUUUUUUUUUUUUUACAUUAGCACGACCUUAGCAUAACGUUCAGUUAGCUAAAAUUUAGUUUUGCUAAAAUUGAAGAAGUGACAAUGACAGCUCCUCUGGGUGAUGUUCUUUUCUAUGUCACAGAGAAAUGAAAUGUUUUAUGUUCUCCGACCCUGAUCUUUCCUUACGUGCAGAUUAUAUUUUCAGCAUAACAUUCUGCAUUGUAUCUGUAUCCUAUUCCAGGCAUCCUGCACUCAGGGAAUUUAAUAAGAAAAGGUGUUUUUAAUCUCGUAUUUUGUGUAAGAAUAACAUACUCUAUUAUAAUAAAAUCCCAGUCUGUUUCAGAAUCAUGUAUGCCAAGGAGACACAGUGAAUACAUUUUGUCACAAAGCAGAUUUAUUGCAUAAAAUACAUGCAAAUAGGACAUUUUAUUGCCGUACAGCUACAUGGAUAUUCUUUUCAUGAGUACGGUAAAAUGAUUUGUAUCACACUGAUGUAUUCUCGGGUGAUUUAGCCUGACAAAAGCCCGCUGUUUUAUGAAAUCGGAUACAUUCUUUUGUCCACAUUGGGCAAAGUGGGAUAAAUCUGUUUCACCACUGGGUGCCAUUCUUGCUCUACAGUAGAGGCAACAUCUGAAAAUACAGUGAGAAUCGAAGUAUAAUGUCUGUGUUUUAUUUUAUGUAGCAAGGUCUCCAGGAUCACAGACACAUUGGACGUUGUGCUUUAAAAGCAAUUAUGGUUCGGAGUUCUGAAAGUGAUGCACUCACCAUGGUAACCAGUGGAAUCCUGCAAACUGCAGCACUUUUAGAACUGUCUCAGAAUUGUUUGUUAUUCACACCUUUCAUUUCGAUCAUCAUAAUAAUACUUAUUAGUGUUCAUUAAUUAUUAUUUUUGUUUAUUAAUGCACAAAGGUAAUUGUUUAAUUUGGUUAAAGGUAAUUGUUUGGAGAGUAAUACUUGUAAAGAUGUAUUUGAUUUAUGCAAGAUUGUUGCAUGGCAAUGCAGGAAAUGGGAUUCUAAUAUAAAAACUACUAAGGUCCAAACAUGCCUCCAAAGCAAAAUUAUUGCAUAUUUUUAACCUACAUUUUCUAAUCCAAAAUGCCAUUUGGAUAUUCAAUAAAGUUCAUACGAAUGGAUGGUUGUCUGACAGUCACUGGAGUCGUGCUUUUUCAGCCAAUGUUUUACAUUGUUUAAAAAAGGGAUAACAUAUGUGUACCCAAGCGAUUUCAAUAGCCACACAAGUUCAAAUGCAGUGAUUUUGGUGCAUAGAGUGUCAUUUUUAAAGCAUCCAACAUACUGGUAACUGAAUUAUUCUCACUCUGUGCAUUUAAUCUAUAUUUUGCUGCAGAGCAUAUACUAUUAAGCCUUGUAGUGUAUACUGCGAGUGUUGAAAAUUGUAACUAUGUAUCUAUUGUAACUAUGUUCUCUAUCAUUUAAGGCAGCCAACAUCCCUUUGGUGACAGAGCUUUUCAUUGAUGCUAUGCAUUUUGACGAUUUCUCCCUUGAUGUCGAUGCCAUGAUUACAGCGGCCUUGCGGAUGUUUAUGGAAUUGGGCAUGGUUCAGAAAUUUAAAAUUGACUACGAGGUAAAGUUCUGCUAUGCUCUAAUACUGUAUGGUGUGACUCAACGGACACCCAUAAUGGGAUCUGCUAUAUAUAUAUCUCCAUGCAUUUGUUUCCUUCAUAUGAGAUUUUUAUUGACGUUUUCAUGCAUGUUACAACCACACGAACACAACAAGAGCAUCUACACAAUAUAAAAUGGACAUAAGACAAGUGUGUGUAAAAGCACGUAAGACGUAAUAAAAAUAAAAACAAAAUUAAGCAGCAGAAUUAACAAUUGUUCAGGGUGUACGAAUAUACAUCUGUUCAUUUUCAUAAUUCAUAUCCUCCUUUCUGUGUUUUAGACUUUGUGCAGAUGGCUUUUGACAGUAAGAAAGAAUUAUCGGAUGGUCCUGUACCAUAACUGGCGGCAUGCGUUUAAUGUUUGCCAGCUGAUGUUUGCCAUGUUAACUGUAAGUACCGGAUAUUCACUCCCUGCUUGAGAUUGUCAGUGCUAUAGUAAUGUUUCUGUAUCGCUGUUAUUACAGUAGUAUUUUGUUUGCAAUAUAAUGUACAAUAAAGAAAGUAAAAAACUAAUGCACACUUUCCAAAAUAGAAGUAAAAAAUGUCUUUGUGUUGCAAUAUCAAAGGUUACGAUACAAGUAACUCUCUUGCCUUGUUCUCCCCGGAUAUAAUCCUCAAUAGCUUCAGCGAUUUGCGAAAUUCUAUGCAAUAUGAUCCUAAUAACCCUGUCCAAACCUUGUGUUAUCACAUGGGAAAAAUAUGCAAAUACUUUUACAAUGAAUGCAUACAUGGCGAGAUUUACCAACUCAGCUAUUUUCCCAGUUUCACUGUUUUAGCCGAAAAUUUAAAAAAUCCAAUUGUCAAUUUUCAAAUGUUUCCAAUUUAGUAAAUCCAUAGAGUUCAAACUGUCCUUUGCAAAAGAUAGUCAGGGCAGCUAAAAAAUGAUGGUACUUAUUGCAUAAAAAUAUAUCAAAGUGAUACAUUUUGAGCAAUUUGUUACAAUGCAAUUGUAAAUUCCCCACAAUGCUCUGCUCGGUGAAUAAAUCCCAAAGUGAACUGAUAUCACUCUAAAUAUAGAAAAAAACAAUCAUUCAUAAAAUUAAAAUACAUACGAUAUGCUGCAAUGCAGUACUUUUUAUGAGGCUUUAUUAUGUUAUUCCACACAUUUUAUAGUUUUAAUAAAUAUAACCUACUAAAUUUUUUUUUUGAACACAACACAAAAAACCCCCCAAAAAAACACAGUUAAAAUUCUUUAAGAUCUUGUGUAGAGUAAAAAAGACUAUGUCUUGCAGGAGGGGAGCACGAUAAUUAAUCACUGUCUACACCACUAAUGCCGUGUGAUAACUCUAUCAAGGAUGUGUUAAGUCACAAUGUUGUCUUGGCACAUCACUUGCAGUUACAGAAGUUGCAUCAAUCAGCUAAUCUUUCUAAAAUGAGAUUAGCACUAUCCACCAACAGUGGAUUGCUUUUACAUGGUCUUUAAAAUGCUGUUGUGGUGUUAUGUCCCUAUGAUUUCUUUUUUUUUCUAGCAUAUUUAUAUAUUUUAUGUAUUUUUUUAUUUAAGGGAUUUUAUCGUUAUCAAUCUAUCUUUAUUUUUAUUUAUUUUUUCAGUGACCUGCUUAUAAACAUAUAAUUAUAUAAUAUAAGGGAUAAUUUUUCACGGUGUUCAAAACAUUUUUCAGCUACAGAUGAAGCAGUCAUAUUGAUAAAUUCACAUCUGACAUUAUCAUUUUAAAUAUCUAAUAAAGUCACUUUCUUAAACUUUGAUACCUUUGUAAAGACAUUUAUAUUGGUUGCCCAAUGGGUGUUAUCUAAUGUAAUAUACUUGGUUUGCCUAGUUAUGAACAGGGAUAGGACACACGUCCACUAAAUUAUCAUUCUGUUACAUCAGAAUGUAAUAGUUCAUUGCUACGGGGGAUACAUUACCCCUGCCAGUAUUGUUGGCAGUUAUUGCAAGUGUGAGCCUUGACCUCCUCCAGUUCCUGAUAUGAGCACCUGUCACAAAUUCACUAGAUUUUGUGUGACUAUGCAGACACUGAGCCAAAAAAAAACCCCACAAUGCAGGUACUGAAGGUGCAAAUGGGCCCUGUUGUGGGUAACUGUCCUUCAAAAAGAGCUGAACACCUGACUUUGAACAGACAAAUGUAGGAUAUGUUUCCUUUUUUAUUUAUGUUUGUCAGUUUUGUUACAUGAUACAGGGAUUUGAGAAAGCUGGUCAACAAACAAAAACUGGAAUAUCAAAAUUUAGGCAAGUGAAAAAAAAAUUGUCUAGAGAAAGGUGCAGGUCAGAAAUCAGAUACUCUAAUGUAAGUGACCGCUAUGUCAGGAUACAGGAGCAAAAUACCCCAAUACUCCGAUAAUAACUGCAUUGAAUCCAGACAAGUAUGUUGAUGCCUUGUAUUUGUGAGCAAAAGUGAUGCAGGACUUGCAACGACAGGUCAAACAGUGGGAGAUUAAAAAGUAUUUUAUGGACCCUCACUUUAGUUUUACAAGCAGUAGUAAUGUCACUAAUGUUCAUGCAGGUUCUAAUAUACUCAGGUGAAUAUUGGACAAAAUAUGCAAGAAUUGUUUACUUUAAUAACAAUACAUAGUCAAUCAUUUUGGACCAGCUGUGUGUAGGCAGAAAUCAGAGCCACAUGGUUAUCCAAUAGAAUAGCCACACAAGUUCAAGUUUAGAGGCAAAAUCAAACAAUACAUUUAGAAAUGAGCCAGAGGUCAGGGCUACAUGAAUCAGGAUCGACAGAAUAACAAAGCCUAUGCUUAGGAUAUAAGGAGUCCAGAAAACUAAACUUGCAAAACAUUCAAGAGCUAAUGUACAGAGCUGCUUAGAUUUGCUGAUUAGCAAAGAGAAUGCUUGGCUUAAACUGCAAAUUGGUGGCAUGGUGCCUUCAAGCACUUUCACAGUCAUAACAGAUCCAUCGAGUUCCAACACAGGUCAUAACAGAUCCAUUGCGUUCCAACACAGGUAAUUGGUAACCCAAGGUCAUGGUUGCACACAAUGAAAGACUGCAGUAAGUAGGUGAAUUGGAGCCAGACAUGUAGGUAGAUAACAUGCAGGUCUUCAUGUGCACUAAUUAUAAUUUAUUCAUAAAUUAUACUUUAUAUAUUAUAGUUAUAAUUAUAAUUAUAACUUAUAAUUAUAACUUUAUACUUCUAUAGAGAGAGAGAGUGUGAGGGAAGGGAGGAAACAUUUAAAUGCCCCUAUGAUGUGUAAGAUAUGGAUCUAAAGGAUCUAAAAAUCAGAAUUUGGAGAUUUAAGCUUAAGAGAACAAUGGUUAUAUUUAUUUUCCAUGCAUAAUGCUGAAAUUGCAUUUUUUAUCAUUUGCAGAAAAAAAUUGAGGAUUAGAAAACAUUGUUUUGAAUAAAGGCUAUCCACGUUCAUAAAUUAUGUCUUUUCCUGAACUCUGAAGUUAUGCUACAGGUCUCUCCAUGUGAUGUGUUUCCAUUUCAUCAUAUGCUAUAGGCUAUAUUUCCCCAAAGCAAGUAUUCAACACUAUAUUCCCUUAUUAUUAAAUUAGCAAUAUAUAUAUAUAUAUAUAUAUAUAUAUACAUAUAUAUAUAUAUAUAUAUAUAGUCCCAUACCUUAUCACAGUAAUAUAUAACUCCUUUUCAUUGUCUUAUUUCCUUGUACAUUUAACAUUGUGUAUUUUCACAUUACCCCAAGUGUGUUCAUAUAGCCCGAUAAACUUUGCUCCAGUAGUAACUCACAAAACUAUAGACAAACACAGACAACAUAGAAACAUAGAAACAUAGAAUGUGACGGCAGAUAAGAACCAUUCGGCCCAUCUAGUCUGCCCAAUUUUCUAAAUACUUUCAUUAGUCCCUACUCUUAUCUUAUAGUUAGGAUAGCCUUAUGCCUAUCCCACGCAUGCUUAAACUCCUUUACUGUGUUAACCUCUACCACUUCAGCUGGAAGGCUAUUCCAUGCAUCCACUACCCUCUCAGUAAAGUAAUACUUCCUGAUAUUAUUUUUAAACCUUUGUCCCUCUAAUUUAAGACUAUGUCCUCUUGUUGUGGUAGUUUUUCUUCUUUUCUUCUUUUUUCUUCUUUUUCAAACAGGGAGACCCACACACAAAAACACAUUCAGCAAGAGAAAUACUCGAAGGGAGAGACAUAUGCAGUGAGACAGAUACACACAUAGUUAGAUACACGUGCAGCAUGUAGGGAGAUACACACAUACAUAUACACACACAUGCAGUCACACACAGAUCACACACACACACACAAAAGCACAGAGAGCCACAGAGCUGAAAACAGGUACAUCUGCAGAUAUUCAAGAGCUAAGUUAGACAAACACAUCCAACACUUAAAACAAAUAAAUAGUGUGAUGGAAAAACACUUAUCUUAAUAGAUAGUGAUAGUAGUUUUCUCCAGGAAUGUGCCAGACUAUAUUCCUUUCUAUAUGGUACAGAAGCAGCAAAUGUAUUGGAGAAUAUGGAUGUAGAUCUACAAUUGAGAUAAGGAAACACAAAGGAAAUUGUUUCCUUAUCUCAUUUGUACAUCUACAGCCAUUCAAGAGCUAAGACCUAGGGGGAUGUAUAAAUUUACUUACCUGUCUCUCUAUGUCUAUUGCCCAUUAGCAUCUGUUCGAGAGUUUGCUAGUAGAUUUGUGGACUGGGCCUCUGCUUUAAUAAGUAUUGGCAUAUAUUUCUAACAAAAUUAAUAUGGAAGGGUGCCAAUUGUGUUACAUAUUAGGGUAUGUACUAUGCUAUGCUAGGCUGAACCUUUAACACUUGUGUAUUCACAUCAUUGGCAGUGAAUAGGUUAAUGCAUUUUUUGUUUGCUUUUAAAGAACGAUAAGGUAGCUUAUGUCAUAAGUUAGCCUAUUGGUCUAAAUACGAAUUUGUAUGAUUGCAGGAUGUCGGCCUGACAAAACAGCAGCAUAUAUUAUUGCUAACAUUUCUUAGGCACCAACAUAUCCCGCAGUACAUUACAAUUAUAGAGGGGGGUGUUAAAAAUUCCCUGCUCAAAUGAGCUGACAAUCUGAGGUAGGCAGAUAAAUAUAUCAUUAGGUGAUGUGGUCUCACUGUGGUCUCACUGGAGACAGAGACCUGACCACUACUCUAACCAUUUCCAAACCAUCGGGCAUGAAAAGCAGUCAAAUGAACUUUUGGGUUCUGAGUAGUUUCUGCAUGAAAGAAUAACCAAAGUUAAAGUUUGACAGUUGCCAACAAUCUAUAAAGAUGAGAUGUAGAAAAUUUGCUGGCAAUGAGACUAUAGAAUUUUACACUCCUGUUUCCUAGUGUCUUCAAUAAAACAUCGUAAUACGCAUGAGACCACGCACCGAGAAGAAAACAUCUGAUUGGCCAAGGAGCCUUUCAAAAUGCUAAAACAAAAAAAAUGCAUAUCCUCAUAUAUAAGGAAUAAAGAAACAUCUGUUUGAAUCAGAAGAGAUGAAUUAUCAUCUGCUGUGUUCAUGUUUCUUUGUCUUUUCUCAGUUUACAACCGGUGGGGUUGUAUGUAGUGAUUUACACGGCCAAGCUGGAGAAUUGACAUAUCGAGAUAGAAGAAAUGUGCACGAGGGCAUAAAAUAUCUCUACAGCCAUCAUAAAAUAUUAAUUCUCAUGUCUCAUCCGUGAGACCACUCAAUAACGGAAUAGCUGACUCAGCCUGGCAGAGACAAUGAUCAUUUGACAGGUGUAAAAACAAUUUGACUUAGAGCGGUGACUCACGGAGAGAGCUGCAGAAUUACAGAUUUGGCAUUUUUCCCACUCAAGCUCAUAUCAACCUCGGAGUUGAAAGAAAGCAGUAAAAAGUUCUAAUGACCCCGAGGAGCCAGGAUUGAUUUGUUGCAGCCUUGUCACACUAUGUAUGCAUUGGCAUCCUGACAAAUGUUUAUGAUGUUAAAAACUAUCAAAGACCAUAAAAAUCCAUCAAGGCUUUAGUCUGAGUGUACUACUACAGACACACUUGUCCAUACAUCUCUUUGCCCUAUGCCAAGUUCAGUAUGAGUCUGGGAAUGAUGUCAUGUUGCCUUCACCCUUCUGACAAGGUUACAAGGUAAGUUGAAUUUUAGUUUAGUUUCCACUAAGGCAGGGUCAUCAAACUCCCUAGAUUGUAUUAUACUACAAUAAUAAUAAUCCCCAAGGUUUGUGAAUAUAAUACAGGGCAAUGGAAUCUAAGGUGUUGUAGUCGAGCAAUUUAAAGUACUAUAAUCACUACAGUGCAUGGUGUCAGUGUCCUUGCACCCCAACUUUCAAUUAUUAGUUGUCAAGCCAUUUUAGAAAGGUUUGACUUCUUACCUGAAGUCGCAGCCCACAGCUUCCACCACUUCAAUCAGAUAGCCAGAAGCUCUCUGUCUCUGCUAGGCUAUGUGGUAUCUGAUUGGCUGAGAGCAAUCAGCACAAUCUAGUGGUUACGGUGCUUGGAGUGCCCUUUUAAGAAUCUUGCACUAAAGCAUUUAUUCACUAAAGAAUACGAUAUGGCAAGAUAAUCUUCUAGAAAAUAAUCUAAUCUUAGAAAAGAUAGGUCUAAAUAGAAGAUAUGGAAGCAAAUCUCAAAAUUUCUCAAGUCAGUUGCCAAAUAUCUCCCACUGCCUUUUUAAACAAUAAAUAAGGAAACAAAAAUAAGACCCAACGUAUGUUUUAAGUAGUGUAAAUUAUGCGCAUGCACCUUUCGCAACAUCAUAUAGUGUCCGAUUAACCCGCUGGGCAAAUAUACCAAACAAGUAAUGAAGUAAGAUAAAAAUGGCAAUCAGGUGCGUACUUCCAGAUGCAACAUCAUUAAGCAAACACAAAGUAAUUAAAAGACAGAGGGAGCGUAUAAUUAGGCACUGCAUGGUACAACGCCUAACUACACUGGUCUUAUCUCCCUCUCACAGUCUUAUCAGAUAUGUUGUUUUUUUUUAAGGUGCAGUAAAGGUUUUUUUUUUUGCUUUGAAUUUCAAUGUUUUUCCUAGUGCCACAUUAAAAAUCACGCUAAAAACGGAUUUCAUCAUAAUUAUUUUUAUCUCUUCCUAUUUACUUUUGCACUACGUAUAACUUGGACAACAUCUGCUCUCUAUUCCCAAUGCCUGGUAUUAAAGUCUUAGCAUUUGAUCAGUUUUGUUUUGUGCAAACCAAAUGUGAACAAGUCCACCCGAGAGCGUGAGAUCUCGUAGAAUUAUUUAAACUGAAGUAAAACCUUUUUAUGUGAAUAUGAUGAUGAUGCAUAUGAUAAUGUUGACUAAUUUAAAGCAGAUCUAUCACUUUCUGGGGUUUGUGCACAUUUUGCAAAGACUCGAAGCUGACAUAUCCGCUUAGGGUCCGGUCGCCACAGGGUGCAGUGGAAGGUUGGCAUUCUUACCUGAAGCUGACUCUCACAGUCACUGCCAUCUUUAGCUCCUGGAGCUUCACCUGUAAUGAGCCGUAUCAGUGCUGUACUCUUGUACACGUAUGAGAGCACAACUCUGAGACCUAAGCAGGAUCCUGUGAGAUCACAGGAGGUUCCAUAGAUCUUAUCUCAAAAUGAGCUAGAUGAUGCCUGAUUCCAAAAGCUGAGGAUGGCUCCUGGGAUUUAACAAAAGGUAAAAUAGAUGUCUCCUCAGGCUUGCACAUGAAACAAAGUAGUUCCUAUUUUCUCUUAUGGUGUUAGUUUACUAAACUCUGAAUUGUAGGGAUUUGAAAUCCAAAUGGCAAAAAUAGUGCAGCAGAGUUGGAGAAUAUAUCCAGGUAUUUCAAGUGUAAAGUUUGUCAAUCAGAUUUUAAUUUGCUACAAUUUGGAAUUAUGCUACUUACACUAAUCAGCCACAACAUUAAAACCACUGACAGGUGAAGUGAAUAACAUUGAUUAUAUCGUUACAAUGGCACCUGUCAAAGGGUGGGAUAUAUUAGGCAGCAAGUGAACAGUCAGUUCUUGAAUUUCAUGUGUUGGAAGCAGGAAAAAUGGGCAAACCAAAAGAUCUGAGUGACUUUGACAAUGGCCAAAUAGUGAUGGUUAAAUGACAGAAUCAGAGCAUCUCCAAAACGAGAAAUCUUGAGGCUGGUUCCCGGUAUGCACCGUGGUGUAUUUUGGUUUUGUGCUGCCAUAGGUAUGACUAAACCUGGGCAACCCCCUAAUCUAAAUUUGCCCCCCACCCCUUCCUGAUUAAGAACACACCCCUUCCUCUUUAGAGUCCACCAUUUCCUUCUCCUUGUAAAGGGAUACUAUAGUGCCAGGAAAGUUUUCCUGGCACUAUAGUUCCCUUUAGUGUCCCCCAACCUCCUGUUCCCUCCUCCCUCAACCCUCCCCCCACUCCCCCCCCACACGGCACUAAAGGGGUUAAAACUCCUUCAGUCACUUACCUGAAUCCAGCGCCGAUGUCAUGUCAGCACUGGGUCAAGCUCCUCCUCUGUGCUUACAUUAGGCUUCCUCAUAGGAAAGUAUUGUAUCAAUUCUUUCUUAUGGGGAUUUAGCAGACACUGGAUGUCCUCAUGCACAGCGUGAGGAUGUCCAGCAUCAGUUACGCAACUUUUAGUCGCCUAACCACCCGGAAGGAGUUCACCCCUCAAGGUAAUUAUUCGGCUGAAGUGGUCUGGGUGCCUAUAGUGUCCCUUUAAACACACACUCUGACAGGCACACACACAUUUACUGACAGUCACACACUGGCAGAUACACACUGACAGUCACACACACACACACUCAAUGGCAAACACACAGAUGUCACUGACAGACACAGACUCGCUGAUUUGACACACACAUAUUCCCCAAUAGACUCACACUGGCAGAUAUGCACUGACUGUCACACACACUUAAUGACAAACAUACAUCCCUGACAGACACAGACUCACUGAUCUGACACACACUCAUUCAUUAACAGACAAACACACGCACACUGACAGACACUCAUUGAAAGACACACACUGACAGUCAUACGCAGACUCAAUGACAAACAGACUCUAGUUGAUUUGACAGACACUCACAAACACACACACACACUCACAUGCACACACACUCACAGAAAGACACACAUACACUCACAGUCACACACACUCAUACAUACACAAAGACACACUCAUAGAUUCACAGUCAAAUACACUCAUACACUCACAGACACACACACUAAUUAUUAAUAUUAUUAUAAUACUUUUAAAAUUUUCACCCAGCCUUCCUACCUGUCCAGUGGGGCUGCUGUGAGAGCUGUGCGUGCGGCUGUGUUAAAAUCAAAGGCGGCGAGGGAGCUGGCACAGUUCCCUCGCCGCCUUUGAUUCUAACAAAGCCAUAUGCAGGCUGGCCACCUUAUGGACCCCUUCAUGACAGGGGGAAACAUCGGAGACAGGUUGAUGGCUGGGUGCGUGUGUGUCGUUUACCUGGAGAAGAGAUGACACCAGCAUGCACUGUGGGAAACAGGCAGGCUGGUGGAAGCAAUGUUAUACUAUAGGCAAUGUUCUGCUGGGAAACCUUUAGUCUUUAGGAGUGUCAGGGGGGACACUAGGUCCCUACCCCUUUAUUAUUAACUUGAGGGUCCCCACCCAUCGACCAUGGGUGGGGGCCAGGGGAAUCACUAGUUUCUCCCUCUAUAUUUUUAAUAUUAGGGCCUCCACUCGUCACCAAUGGGUCUUCCCCUUUUAAUAUUAGAGUAGCCCUAUCUGAUGCCCGGUUGCUAAUUUUAAAUGUUUAGCAGAUGUAGGACUUUAUUUAUUUAAAUGUUUUUUUUUUUUACUCUUUCGUAUGACAAAUGGUUAGAAAAUAUUGGAUGUAAAAUACUGAUGCCUAUGCUCAGCUAUUCAUAAGCUUGAUUAUUAUUAAUCCAUACACAUAUAGUGUGACAUUGUAGUUGAAAUCCAACUAGAUCCUUCAGUGUGGACCCUAGGAAUAUUAGAUAUCAAACACCAAUAUAUUUUGUUCAGUAAUUCGUGGCUGUUCCAGACAACACCUAGUUUAAUGAAUAACCCUGUUUAUGUACUAAAUACAUUCUGAGAUAGACAAACAUGAGUUGAACGCUUUGUAAAAUGUCACAUAUUUUCUGAAUAUUGCUGCUUUGCUUUUAAUCAGGACUUGUACGUAUUUUGGUGAUUUAGAACACAUUUGAGAGCAAAUAUCUCCAAGAUCUCAUAACCUCAAACAUUUGCAGGUAGUUUAGAUAUUGUUUCACACGGAACCCUCUUAAACAUAGUCCUAUCUAAGAGAAGCCGGGAAAGGGAAGCAAAUAUAGCAUAUAUACCUUUUUUCGUUAGUCGAACAAUGUCAUAAAAAAUAAAAUAUGUGUUUGUAAUGCCUAUUUGCUCCACAUGAUGGCACCUUGAGUUUGGUAAUUGUAUUCACAUUUAAGGUAUCACGCAAACAGUGUGGAUACACUAGGAUACAGACCAAUCAUAUUCAUCCAGAGACAAGCAACUACCUGCAGUAGAUUAGUAACUGUAGCAGCAGUGCCGUCCUCAGAUUCCUGUGCUGGGAAGUUUCUAAUGAAGAUGUUACAUAGCACAAAUCACUAAGCUAAUUUUAACCUGGAGAAUGGGUCAUCAACGGGGUUCAAAACACAUAAUUUGGGUCAGGAAAGGUUCCGAACCACUGGUUAAGCUCAUUGUAAUGUUUAUGUAUUAACCAUUCAACUGGAGAUGAACAUAUUCACUAUAGAGUUUAUUUUCAUUCUUUAAGGAAUGGUCCUUUGUUCAGUGGUCCUUUGUUCAGUGGAAGUAUAAAAAUGUAAUAUGUUUUUGUCAGUAAGUUAUAGUACGCCUAAUAAAUUAAAUAACUAUUACGUUAUUUUAUUAACGUCAAUAAUUAAUAGCUUAUGGGCUCACGCCUGUCCUUGCUUGGAAUGGAUUCACAGGCCAAAUCCAGUUUAUAUUUUUGGUGUGAAUUUUUAGUAGAGCGUUCAUGGGGAUUUUCAUUUUAUUCAAAUUUGGAAAAUAAAUUCCUUGCGUGUAUUUCUACACAGAAUGGAAUGCUAAUGGUCUUUUAAUAAACAUAGUUUAGAGAUUUACUUACUAACUAAAAGUUGAAUGUAUGGGCAACAAUUUGUCAAAAAAAAUUUGCAAGUGUUUUUUUUAUUUCAGUUAGGUCGAAUUUUAGUGCAUUUACAAGUACCAGAACUGAAGAAAUAAAAUAAAUAAAUACAUUACAGUGAAUGUAAAAAUAAUAAAUAAAUAGCCAUUCAAUACACUUUAGAUAGACAGACAGACAGCUAGAUAGAUGGAUAGAUUCAAAAUAAGUUUUUUUGCCACAUCUGCACACAGUAAUCUAGCAAUGGCCAUAAUAUAAAAUCUAAUUGAUAUUUAUUAUCAGAAAAGGUUGGCAGAAGUUGAAUAUUGAUUUAUUAAUUAAUUUAUUUAUUUAUUUAUUGGCAUUUUUUUCUUUUAUCGUGGCAAUCUGGUAUACGAUACAGAAAAAAAGAAGUAAAGGUUAUAAUGCAUAAGUACAUCCCAAGAACAUCACGUGCGAGUCUGCAAAACCCCUAAGUUUAACAGCCUCUUUUUAUUUUAUUAAUAGUGAAAAUAAUAAAAACAGGAGGGAGCUAAUUAACUAGCUAAACCAUCAAUCUGGAAUAUAAAAUAUACCCAUACGCUAAACUUCACCGACAUAUAGGAUACUUUGAUGGAAUGCAAAGCUGUGUCACCUUAGAUGCUGAUAACCAUGUCAGUAUGUCUAAGAUCGUCAAGACCUAUCGGUAGGUAAGUUAAACAGUGGAAUAAGGCUGGUCUUGCUAACCAUAAGUGUAAUGGGUAGGAGGUAGUACAGGUUCAGUCUUUUGGAUCAACAGCAAAAAACAAAUGUGAGGAAGGCUGGACUUGAUGGACACAAGUCUCUUUUCAGCUAUGUAACUAUGUAGGUUAACCACUUGAAACAUACUGUGGGGGCAGUAUUGGUUUAUUUUUUUAAUUAAAAAAAUGCUUAAAAAUGUUGACAGUUUACUUACUUCUUUUCACUUUUUUUCUUUAUUUUAUUUUUUUUUUUUUAUUCUGCUGGAGGGCUGUUUUGCAUUCUCAGUAAAAUACCUUUGCUAUUUUUUGUUGUAUAUUCAAAUAUGAAGAAAAUAAUCCUGUUAAUUAAAGCCUCGCGCUACCUGUGGCUACAUAAAAGCUGGUUGUCGAAAAAGAUUUGCACAAUUUAUUUCUGAGAGAAAAUUAUCUUCAUAACUUGUUAAAGAUCUUUCCUUUGUGAAUUAUUUUCUGCCUCCAUUCCAGUGAAAAUAAACUCUGCUGGAUCUUCCAGGACUGUUUUACAAUAAAUAGAAAGAGCCACAUUACUAUAGGUGACCUCUUCAUUGGAGUUUUCAGCCAUUAAAGUGGACCUGGUAGUGUUUCAACCAUUGGUGGGCUUUGAUGAGAGCUUUGAUAGGUCAAGGUUUCACAAGGAAUCUGUGGCUCUGUCAGCUGUCCACUUUCAGCCUAUCCCAGCCACCCAUCACUGGUAUAAAUUGAUAUGGCUUAGAAAGAAUAUAGUCUCUGCCUCAGCCAUAAUUCCAGUGGAGAAUUGACUGUGAGCUGCCAAGGACCAAUCCGUGUUAAACCAUUAAAAAUACUGGGUCAGCACCCAGGUAUUCCGCGCACUACAACCACUUCAUAGUGAUGAAAUUAUUGUCGUGAAUCGCAGGGCUGGGCAAAUAGUAGAUCCCUAGAUGUUGUAGAACUGGGCUGCCCUGAUGACCCCAGAGUAGAAUGUCCCUUUAAACUUUGUGUUACAAUUUGUUUUGACAUUCUUUACCAUGUUAAUGAAUUGCUUUCACUUAACAACUUUGUUAGUUACAGCACAUUUUGUGUUUUCCCCCACAGACAGCAGGUUUUCAGGAAAUUCUCACUGAAACUGAAAUAUUGGCUUUGAUUGUGGGAUGUCUUUGUCAUGACCUUGAUCACAGGGGAACCAACAACGCCUUCCAGGCCAAGUAAGUGUCUGCAUUAUCAACAAUAAAGGUUGGGGGUUUAUGUUUUUAUUUUUAAUUUUUUUUGCUAUUAAUACUGUGCAGAAAGUGUAAGAUCUACACAGAAAUACAAACAGGGAUAUUUAUCAAAGUGUUUAGAAAAAUGAUGGUUAAAUUCUAUUAUUAUUUCAUUGCAUUUAAUAAAGUGUUCUAAAAGUCAUCUAAAAAGUUACAGUUUUUCUAUGGUAAAUUCUACAAGUUUUCACAGAAACCUCCAUUUCGGAAGAUUGACAACUUUAAAGUGGCAUAACAAAAGACAGUGCUUUGUAGUGAUGUCCAGAACGGUUCGCCGAACGUUUAGCCACGAACGGUUCGCCACGGACUCAUCAUUGAGUAAACUUUGACCCUGUACCUCACAGUCAGCAGACACAUUCCAGCCAAUCAGCAGCAGACUCUCCCUCCCAGACCCUCCCACCUCCUGGACAGCAUCCAUUUUACAUUCAUUGUGAAACUGCAUUCUUAGUGAGCUGUCCAGGAGGUGGGAGGGUCUGGGAGGGAGGGUCUGCUGCUGAUUGGCUGGAAUGUGUCUGCUGACUGUGAGGUACAGGGUCAAAGUUUACUCAAUGAUGAGUCCGUGGCGAACCGUUCGGCGAACCGUUUGGGACAUCACUAGUGCUUUGCUGUCAGAAACAUUGGUGGAAAAUUGAUUAAUCUGUUGCACCACUAACAAAAAUGAUGUCUAUUUAAAAAUUAUAGUUAGGACACAGAAGCAUCAAAAAUGAUAACCCAUCAGAUAGCAAUUAGCUGACACUCACACUCACUGAAUGAGCACCAAGAUUGACAUGUGAUGCGGCUUCUGCAGCUCUGCAUAAUCCAGAUGUUAUUAGCCAGCCAGCAAUGGAGACCCAGCGUCUCGGUAAGAGUGCAAACCAUUGCAAAGUGGUUUGUCCCAUUACAGAGGAACAGCUCCACUCCUUCCACCAUAACCACUGCAACCAGAAAAUAAAUCAUGCCAAAAAAUCACUAAAAAUGAUUUGCUAAAGUGUCACUGACACUGUUUAUAAAGAUAUAUAGUUUGACUCUAGAACCUUUAAUUUAUCUUUACUCAACCAAAUGAUACAGCGAUGCAGUGGCCCAUUUCACACAAUGUUCAACUCAACAUUAUAUACCUUGUAACGCAUUUAGCCUUAUUUGAGGCAAUGGACAAAAAUAUCUACGAACUGUUUGUUCAUUUCUCAAACCCCUGAAAUGUAUGUCCUUAUUGUAAGAAAUGUAUAACAUUCUUCCGUAGUUUGCCUUUCCACUUAGUGAUUAUAGAUGGUGGGUAGAAAGUACUUUCUUGGCUAGAUGAAAAUCUUCUGUGGAUAAUAGAUUAGAAAAGUUAACUGCGAUGGACGAAAACAUACAGAAAUUUAAAAAUGUUUGUCUCUCUUUCUCUAUAACAAGUGGGAUAUCCUCUAAGUGUUGCUAGUUGGAAGACAAAGUGAAUUCAAAGUAAAUUAAACAUUUUUAGGCCAAAAUAGAUUGAUUCAAAAACUUCUGCAAGUUAGGUUGGUGUUCAAUUCAGCUGUUUUUGGUGAAAAUUUGAAAUUUACUUUGUACGUUCUGAAUUUGCAGUAUUUUACACUUUAGUGUAUAGCCCUUUGAUAAUUUUGUCUCUGCAUGGUAUUUUAUAUAUCAUAUAUCUGCAGUCGGAGCUGGAUUAAAUUUUAUGCAGUUUAUUCAGGCUCCUUUGGGGGGGCUUCAUUCUUGCUCACAGAAGGUAGAAUGGGAAACUGCAUUACAGAGUACGGAGUGCUACAAAUCGACCAGAACCACUAGAGGGCACAAGUCAGCCAUCUUUCAAAUGUUCUAUGGAAUUUUCAGUUAGGUUCCUUGCCUAUUCAGCAAUUCCAAGUUUAGUGAAUAAAUCCCAGUAUGUUUUUGUUUAUAUAUAUAAAGGUGUGUUUCUAUUAUCUUUGAAAAUAUCUUAAACAAUCUAUUUAGCAAUUGUUGUAGCAGAGCUAUUGUAAUUAACUUAUCCAGGUCUCUAGUAAUCUGACCUGUAGACACAAGAAAGGGUAGCUGGGAAAUUAUAAGAAUAUCAUAAACGACUACAAAAUGACGUAAAAUUUAGUUUUUAAUAUAAAAUCGUUAUUAGUAAAAGUAAAGGAUAUAGUUUGCCCAAAUCUGCCUUUGAUAUGAGAAUUCUCACACAUUCUCAUCACAGAUAGGAUUAUUCACUAAAGUUAAAAUUUAAGGUCAAUAUUGCCAAAAUAUAAAAAUUCUCUACAUAAUCUAUACUUUCAGUUCAGGUAAUCUGGCCUUAAAUUUAAAACUCACUUUGAAUUCUCACUUAAGUAAAUAAUACUGCAUCCAAAUCGCCAUGAAUUCAAAGUGAAUUUCAAAAAGUAGCCAAAAUGAAAACAUACCAGACAAGGCUAUUUUGGCAUUAAAUUUGAAAUUGGAAUUCCUGAUAACACACACGUUAUCAAAUAACCCUGAUGUCUCUACACAGGGCAACUUAAUCCAAUUAUUAAGGAGAAAUACCCACAGUAAUAAUUUCUGAAGACCUUUAGACCUCUCUGUCUUAAGUGUAAAAGACACUGAAUUAAAUUGAUAAAUAGACUGUAAGCUCGUUUGAGCAGGGUCCUCUUCAACCUAUCGUUCCUGUAACUUUUCUUGUAAUUGUCCUAUUGAUAGUUAAAUUCCACCCCUCUUAUAAUAUUGUAAAGCGCUACAGAAUAUGAUGGCGCUAUAUAAAUGGCGAUAAUAAUAAUAAUAAAUGAGUUUUUCUUGACGUGAGCUUCUCAGAUUCUUUUUUUCACUUAAAAUAAGUCCAUGGAGGAAGACGGUCCAAUAUAUAUGAUAAUAUAUUAUUACAUUACAAUAAUUAUCUAAAAUACAAUGCAUUGCAAUACAAUUAUUACAUUAUCAAUAAUAUCUAAAAUACAAUGCAAAUAGACACACAAAGUGACUUUUACAUUGUUUUUGAAGCACUGUUUACUGGGUUUGAUUGCAGCUACACUAGUCCCCUAUCUAACCAAAAAAAGAGGAUCUUAUCCUAUCAACCUCCGUCCAGCUGGGAUUUAUGGAAUAUAUAUUUUACCCUCCAAUAGCAGUUUAAUUUAUUACAUGUGAUGAAUGGAACUCCUCUAUAAAUUGGUAGCAGCUUCAAAUGCUGAACUGUGCAUGAUGAAUUUCAAAUCUCAUCAUCUUGGAACAUAAUUAAGCUUACAAUCUUAGAUUGCAGUGACCAUAGUCUAAGGAAGCUGAAGUGGUUUUGGCUCUUACCAUGACCCUUUAAGAAUUUGUUAAACAUUUACCAUUCACAGCUGAUGAUUUCAAAAAAGGAAGGAGCAUUCAUAGCAGUUUUUUUCAUAUAAAAACAAAAUCUAGUUAUCUACUUCAGUGUCAUUAAGUAUUCAAAUUAAUUACAACAUUGAUAACAGGACACAAUUUCAAAAUAUAACAAUCAAUUCACUAAAAGGUGCUUUGCUGUGAAUUCAAAAUGAGUUCAAAGUGAGUUUUUAGUUUUUGGUCAAAAUAGCGAAAUUGGGGGGAAAGUCACAAAAAGUCUGGUAUGUUUUCAGUUCAGCUUUUUAAACCUAACAUUUUUAAUUUGCUUUAAAUUCCGAUAGUUUACACUUUGGUGAAUAAUCCUUAAAAUCUCGUUUUGGACACAAGAUGGCGGCCAUGAUAGCUGACCUCGAAAACAGCCCUGCUUUGACACAGGUGUAAUAGUCACACAUGUAAAAAAGCAGGGUUAUCUUUAAAACCUCUCAUGGUCAUACCCUACUGGCUCGAGCUGUUUGUAUUGUAAGUGUUCUUAAACCCCAAAUGUUUGUGUGUUCUUGUGCUCCAGACUGACUUCUUCAAAUGGUGCUUCUCAUUAAAUAGUACCCUUUACAAAAACUUUUUAGGGAGGGAGGGAAAAAUAUUGGAGUCAGUGUAUGUAAGCAAACCGGUUUUGCCAACCAAAUUACAAAGUAACAUUUUCUCUCACCUUUCUAAUGGUGAACCUGGACCAUUUCAUAUAUUUUUCCAUGCUUGGCCUUUUUUUUUCAGUUCUCUUUCCCGUAUUGCAGAUGCUUUGGUGAUUAAAUAUCAGGACGAUGCAGCUUUGCAGGUCGCAUUCCCGGGAGCAUUGCUCUUUUCAUUUCCAGCAUAAUCUCUUACGCUCAUUUUCUGGGAGAUGAAAGCCCAUCUUGUCACCAUAGGCUGGGAUCCAGAAGUGGAAUAGCAGGAUACAUAAAUCUCUUGUGACAGUCCAAUCCUGUUCUCCUCCCAUUCACAACAAUUCUCAAUUUCAUAAUUGCGUUCAAUAGUUCUUCUGGUGGGAGACAUUAACCAUUGGUGUUAUCCUUCUUUAGUUGUAUCUGUCCUCUGACUUAUGGUAGUGUGCUGCUCUGUAAUAAGAGGUUAAGUAUGGUAUAAUGCUACACACUUUAAUUACUCACUGUUCUGGCACACGGAAGGUUAAUGGCAAACCUUACCAAAAUAUGACAAAUGAUGCUCUAUUACACGCUCCUACAAAGGGGUCUAACCAUUCCCUCUGCACUUAACCUUUUUUUUCUACGCUGCCAUUGUCUUUAUAAUUCAGUCCUCAGACUCAAACGCAUUGCACAAUACAUUUUGAGAAAAUGUAAAGAAAAAUAUAUUAACGUAUCCAAAAGGAAGGCUUUCUUUAAGUUUAGAAUUUAUCUAAAACCAAACUCUGCAGACAACACAUUUUUAUUAUUAUUCAGAACAAACUGCUAUUCCAUACAAUAUAUACACAAUGGAAAAAAAUGUUUUUAAUAAAUAUUAAUAACACAUAAAUGGAACCAGGGUCAAGUAAUUGUAAUACCAUUCUAUUUUGUCUUUUGUAAAUGCACUAGAUGUGCUCCAGUGAGAUUGAUGGUAGGUAAAUUAAAUAAUUACCUUCUUUAACUAUAACACGUUACCACAUAAAAAAAACAAUACAUUACUAAUAAUCAGCUUUAACAUAGCCCUAGGGUGGGUUAAUGUGUUGCGAUUUUCGCUAGUUCCACGAAGGUAGAACCCAUACUACUUCAUACCAUUAGAGGUUUCGGUGAAUACAAGUAUGAGAGUCUUGUUGUUACAGGUAGUAGAAGUAGAACAUAGAGCAGGAUUGAAUAGCAAAUGUGAGUUCCAUCCUCUUCUUAAGAGGCAUGAUUUAGAAUAUGUUUAACUAGAUCUACCUUGGAUACAGUCGAAUGUUAAGCCACUAGACUUCAAGCGGGGUCAGAGUCACGUCAGAGUCAGAUGUCUGAGGUAGGCCAAAGUCAGACUCCAGUCUAAGCAAUAGCAAGGCAGGUCUGUAUCAAAAGCUGUUCUCUAGAUGACUUGUUAUGUCACACAAGUGUUGCGUGUUUCCAAUCACAGGUCAGAUACUGAUACAUAUAAAGGGUAUGGUGGGGGUUUCCUGGCAACAUGGUAAAAUAACAUGUUAAGCCAAUAGUGGCCAGCUUUCAUCUUCAAGGGACACUGUAGGCACCCAGACCACUUCAGCUAAUAAAGUGGUCUGGGUGCAGUAUUCCUUUUGCACUUAGUGUUGCAAUGUUAAACAUUGCAGUUCCAGAGAACUAAGCACUAAGUCUGUCCACAGCCACUAAAGGGCUUCCUGAAUCGAAACGGACCUUUGGUCCAGUAUCUGACAGAUUUUUCCCCAUUAGGAAAGCAUUGAUUCAAUGCUUUCCUAUGGGGAGGUCUAAUGUGCGUGCGGCACUUGCAGCGCAUGCGCAUUAGCACCCGCUCGUCACGGGACGUUGGAGGGGGCGGAGCAUCACCCCGCUGCCGAGGGACAUCAGCACUAGGAUCAGUUAAGUAAAUAAAGUUUUUUUUACCCUUUAUUCAGAUGGGCAGUGGGGCGUGAAGGAGGCACGGGGAGCGAUAGUGCCAGGAAUACAGCUUUGUAUUCCUGGCACCAUAGUAUCCCUUUAAAGCAGUAAGGUAAUGUUAUAUCUUCUAAUUAUCUUGUGGUUUUUCAAUGUGUCUGGCUUACUAUCUAGCAAGGCAAAUGAUUAAGAACCUAAAGUGCUAAAUAAUUUACACAAUCUUUCCUCUUUAAAUUGCUGCCAAAAUGUCUACAGUGUUUCACCCCCCUCCCCCCCACUCCCCCCUUAAUAUUUGCAAUGUUGGCUAUAGCCCUGGUUUUAUGUAGAAGAACAUAUUCUUUAAAUUCUCUAUUUGCAUUUUGUUUUAGAAUGGUGGCUCUUUGACAUGGGUCACUCUGACAUGUUAUCAUUAUACAGUCAACAGGGACAUAUAACAAAAGAAGAGAUAAAUCACGCUCCGUGCAGUGACAAGACGUUAGAACAAUGUCAGAGAAAGAAUGACCACAACCACUGAGUAAUCUUCUUGGCAGAGACUACCUGACACUUUGAGGGUUGUGGUUUUGCUCAGUGUAUAAAACAUAGACACAUUGUUGGAGGAACGUGGAAAGUUUAAUUGUGCUAUAAAUGUCCUGUAAGCAGAUAGUGGAUACUGAUGUGCUAGAAGGGACAUAUUCACUAAAAUGACUUUCUGUUUUCAGUCUAUAGUAGAAAGGUAAAUGCCCAGAUGCGUAUUUAGUUGUCGGAGUCUACCUUUUGGUCAAGCAUAGUCUAUCUGACAGAAACCCACAUCCCACUGCUUAGUGAAAAUGCACAGAUAUUUAGGACAGUAAAGUAGUUCUACCCCAUUUAUAACACCAGUUAUGCCAACUGGUGACAACCAAAAAAGUACAUUAUUUUUUAGAGCAGAGAUAUAGAAUGUUGCUGUCUUCUUAACUGCAUUGUACUCAAUGCAGAGUAAUUCACCAAAGUGAGAAUUCAAAGUGAAUUCAAAUGGAAUUAAUAAUUUAAGGUCAAAAUAGCUAAAGUGAAAAAAUGGUCUAAGUCAGCCAUGCUUCACUUUGGCUACUCUGGCCUUAACAUUGAAAUUUACUUUAAAGUCACAAUGAAUUCUCCCUUUAGUAAAUAACCAUGAGUAGUCUGUGAAUUGUGGCAUCCAUAAUGAAGGAUCCAUGAUGAGGGAUCUAUGAUGAGGGAUACAUGAUGAGAUGGCACCAUUAGCCAAUCCUUCAAGGACUCCUUAUCAUUUGUUAUUAUUUUGAGACACGUUUUGUCUCACUUGAGGCCUUGAUAGUGUGGUCAAGGCUACUGUUCAGUGGCCACCUGUAAUGUUGCUUCAGUAUUAAGAAUAGCCUGGGAGACUCUGCAGAAUUGGUGGACAUCUAACCCAUCAUUCCAAUGUCAACAAUAGAUAAUAAGAAUGAAAUGAAAUAAAAAAAAAAUAUAUAUAUGAAGAGAUAAUUCACACUUAAAAUAAAAACUAUCACUUAUUAAUUUCAAAUGCUAAUGUUGCAAACAGUAUAAAAAAAUACCAAUAUACAAGCACCAUUAAGGCACCCCAUAAACAUACAGUCAAAGAGUUAAAAUCUGUUCAAGACACAAGGAAAUGUGGUCAGUGGUACAAUGAACAGUAACAGUAUGGUAUACAGAUCUACUCUUUUGAUUUCCAAUGGAUUUGUACAAUUGUAAAUAUGCAAAAUUGCUGUUCCUAGAAUUCUCAGUCCCAGGGAGAAAAACCCAAUUCAAUAAAUUAGAAAAAGGCAAAAAAAAAACAAUAAAAAAAAAAUCUUUUGGUUCAAUAUUUACAAUUUUGCAAAUGUGAUUUUGAUUUCACAAAACUGUAUACUAUAUUGUAACUUGGACAGAUUGUAUCUGUUUGACUUCAUAUUUUUUUUUUUUUUUGGGUGCCUUAAUGGCUCAGGUAAAUUGCCAGUUUUGAAUACAAUAUUAAAUUUUUGAGUGCAGAUUCACUCUCACUAUUUGUUUUUGAGUUUUCCUUGGAUGGUCCUUGUAAAUCCAAACUUACCUGAAUCCAGCACGUAUUUUAAAAAAAAACUUUCUAUGGACUGUUUGGUAUAGUGUAGAAAUUAUUAUUAUGAAAUGAAAAUCACAUGAAUGAUAAUGAAAAAAGAACUGGUGGCAAACACAUUGUAUUUAUUAUAUUAUUAGCAACUAUAUGAAUAUUGACAACAAUCACAUCAAAAAUACAUUGUUUUCUUAGGUCUAGUCUUAGAGUUGUCUCUCCGUACUUACCGCCUCCUCCUGAAUGUUUGCAAUGGGUUCCAAGUCAAAUCUUAAAGGGACACUAUAGGCACACAGACCAUUGCAGCUAACUGAAGUGGUCUGGGUACAGUGUCACUAUUGCACUUAUUGUUGCAAUGUUAAAGAUUGCAGUUCCAGAGAAAAUAUAAUGUUUACAUUGCAGCACUAAGCCUGCAUCUAGUGCCUGUCUACCAGACAGCCACUGGAUGUGCUUCCUGCAUCCAAACGGAACUUUGGUCCGGUAUCUGACGCUGGAUGAGGACUUUGCAUGAGGACAUCCAGCGUCAGAGUUUUUCCCCACAGGAAAGCAUUGAUUCAAUGCUUUCCUAUAUGGAGGCCUAAAGCGCACGCUGCAAAUUAGCGCCCGCUCAUCUUGGGAUGGAGGAGAAGGCAGAGCCGCGACCCAGCGCUGAGGGACAUCGGCGCUGGCAUCGGGUAAGUGAAUAAAGGGUUUUUAACUCUUUAUUUACCACAGUAGGGGGUUUGAAGGAGGGGGGGAGGCAGAGUGAGCUAUAGUGCCAAAAAUACAGCUUUGUAUUCCUGGAACUUAUAGUAUGCCUUUAAUAAAAUAAAACUGAGGUUAUUAUAUAUAUCUGUUCAACGCGUUUUAGUCCCUUGUGAGCAAAUGUCCUCAGGGACAAAAAUUAAAUAAUUUAACUGGAUUUAGGUCUUUCCAGUGCAUGGGCACUGUUCAAUAUUACCCACUAUCUACAUACCAGGGGUUGGAAAAAUAGUUAGGAGUUGAUUGUUAAUGAGCUUCCAGUCCCCCACACAAGAGAUAGAAAAAGAAGGGGCGGAUAUUCAUCAAGCUUUGUGAGUCUCUAUCCGGAUGACCAUUUACCAUUUUCUGCGGACGGCCAUUGCCCAUUUUGGUGGAUCUCUGUGCAUUCCCCACUCUGUGUUAUCUGUGGUUGCUUUGUGUUAACAUGGCUCCCACAGGCAGCAGUGUGUUUAAUUGUAAUGCUGCAUUUCUGUGUUAUUAGUAAUGUGCACGUGCUUAGGAACUAAUUUAUUUCCCUUUCAAUGUAAUUACUUUUCCUUUGAUGUUGGUUCUAAUCAGCUUUAUUUGCUGCUGCCUGACAAAACCAUUGUUAGCAUGGGAGUAAUAGAAAAUUAAUGAUCGUCAGUUGUGAAAAGUUUACUGCAGAUUUUAUCACCAUAAGUUACAUGUAACCCUUGGCUUUGCAACUGAAUCUAUGUGUACUCACACUUUUACCAUAUAGGCUUAAUAUCAGAAUGCUAUAUACACAUAGCUGCAUUCUGAGAUUCCAACGUGUGCAUUGUAAGAGCAUGGCACAGUAGUACACACAUGUUAAAGACUAUAGAUGUGCUAGCAUUCAAAUUAUGAUAAUGCAUAAAUCAAACUUUAUUCUCCUCUACAAAUGUAUUUAUUUACUUAGGAAGUGUGACUUUGUUAGUUUUAAAAAAAAAAACUUAAAGGAGCUUAAAGGAACCUAUCUCCUUUUCCCUUGUGCCCCUCCCUGUCAUCAAAAUAAAGGGUUAAAACACCUUAUAACACUCACCUUAUUCCAGCCCUGAGGUCCCUCGGCGAGAAGUCAGCACUGAGGGGGAACCUAAUGCACAUGCACAACACAUUAGGUCUUCCCCAUAGGAAAGUAUUGAAUCAAUGCUUUCUUAUGGGGAAUUGAAGAUACUGGAUGUCCUCAUGUGCAGCGUGAGGACAUCCAAUGUUGUUUCACUGAGUUAAAUCCAUGAAACAGCAGGAAGCACCUCUAAUGGCUGUCUGGGAGACAGCCACUACAGGCCUUCUUAAUCCUGCAAUAUUAACAUUGCAAUGUCUCUAAAACUACAGUGUUUAGAUUACAGGGUUAAGGGGACAGGGACACUGCACCCAGAUCACUUCAAUGAAUUGAAGUGGUCUGGGUGCCUAAAGUGGCCCUUAAAGAAACUCCCUGAAAACCAGGUAUCCAUGUAAUAAAAUGGCCUAAACGGUUUAGUUCCAGGCUGGCAGAAACAUAGGGCUUCAUCUGGGGCCAAUCUUAAAGUCAGCAAAACAUCAUUACAGUAAAAGUUCUAUUAGGAAUUUACCAAUUGACAACCUUGGUGACUAUGCAAGGUCAUUGAGCACCUUCUCACUCAAUGUCACUGUUACAGCUCAUAGAAGCACACAUAUCAAGCAGAGUAGUGACACAUUGCAAGUUUUAAAGAAGUAGUACAAUGAUGGAUGACACUGCUGACACAAUUCUUUUUUUUUUUUCAGGAGUGGCUCAGCUUUGUCUCAACUCUACGGAACAUCUGCCACAUUGGAACAUCAUCACUUUAAUCAUGCUGUUAUGAUCCUACAGAGUGAGGUACGCAGUUCGUUCAGAAAUUCAUACAAGUUUCACAAUAAAAUAUGUCUAGUCCAGUUUUGAGCAGAAUGUGAAUCCUGAAGGAUUCUGGGAUUGGUAGCAGAAAACAGGAAAGCCGGUGGUGAAAUCUCCAGAGUAUUUGCACAUUAAGAAUUGAUAAUUUCAUUUUUUUAAUUCAUUUUAUUACUUUGUUACAAAAAUUACUUUUUAAAGUGAACCUGCCAUGACAGGUUUAGCUUUACAUAUAACAGCCCCUGACUAUAUUUCUUUUUUUAGGAGCUGUCAUAUGAAUACUCUCUUUAGCUUACCUGCAAUGCCAUGACAAAGGCAUCCCAGUCCCUCCUGCCCCCUGCCCCCACCUCAGGUGUGAUUGAUCCUACCUGGGAUCUUGUCCCAAGCACGGUUCUCCUCUCCCAUGAUGCUGGCAUUGCUGACCUCAUUGCCAGAGGCCAGAGCAUUGACAUUAGAAUGUAGUCAUUAUUAUUAUUAUUAUUAUUAUUAUUAUUAUCAUUUAUAUAGCGCCAACAGAUUCCGUAGCGCUUUACAAUAUUUUGAGAGGGGGGAUGUAACAAUAAAUAGGACAAUUACAAGAAAACUUACAGGAACAAUAGGUUGAAGAGGAUCCUGCUCAAACGAGCUUACAGACUAUAAGAGGUGGGGUAUUAGAAACAUUAGGACAGGAAGUUAGGUUGAAGAGGAUCCUGCUCAAACGAGCUUAAUUACAUCUAUCCUUUCAUUAGAUUACUCCUUUAGAUCAUAGCCAGUGAAGUAAUCACAGCAACUUGUACUCGAGAUGCUGUGAUGGAGAGGUUUUCUUGCCCUGUCUGGAUCUUUGUCUAUGUGUUAUUUAUAAAUGUUUAUGCUGGCAAUUAAUUUAACACAUGUUAGAGUGACCAUAUUUAUUUCUAAACAUCUAUACAUUUGGUAGCACUUUAGCUAGCACAAUGUACAGGUGAAUUUUUAUUACGUAUCAUUUUACAGAAGUUAGUCUGUAUCAUGACAGGUACACUUUAAACCUCCUUAUUGAAUUCAUUAAGAAUUUUAAGUUUAUACCUGCAUGAGUCUAAAUCAGUACUGCUGGUUCCCAACAUCCACUAACUGCCACUAUGUAUCCACAUAUCACUAUAUAACCACAUUCUAUAUCUCUGCAGUCGUGACAGCAGGUCACAUUCAGUGGCAUGUUUAUUAGUGUGCAGGAUUAAAUGUCAAGCUUGUAAAAAAAUGCACAGACACUUAUCAAAAUAAAGCCAGGACAGGUUUAAAAAGCUACUGUAAAAAAUGAAUUGGGUAAACUGUGCGAAUAAAAAAUAAAUCACAGUAAUUGUUAUUACAGUUUUUUUCUCUUACUCGCACAAUAGUAAAAGAUUAAUUCAAUAUAUCUAGCAAAGAAUAAAUGAAAAUGUAUAAAAAAAUAUAUAAUAAAUAGCCUGUAAUCAGAACACGUUAUCAUGUAUUUAAGGAGGUUCAUCGGCCAAGGUUCAUAAACUUCAAUUGUUAGUGUACUGACUGUGUUCAUUAUACCUGUGAAAGGAAUGUUUUACAUCAAUCUAUAUUUAUAUAAUAAAAGACAUGUAUUGUGGAUUAUAGAUCUAGCUAUGUAGAUGUCGUCCAUAGUUUUUUCUCUGAAGCUGUUAUAGAUUAAUUGGUGGUUUUAUAUCUUUAUAUUUGUUUUUUUAUAUAUCAGCAGCACAGUGCACAGUUCUCAAUAUGGGUUACUUAAUAAUAUGUGAUAAGACGUAUUAUUAGGGGGCAUUUCUGGAUGAAAGGCAGCGUAUUCACCAGUCUGGAUAGUGCACAGGAAAAAAAAAUGCUAAAACAGUAUCUAUUUUAUAUUUCUGACAUUUUUAACAAACAUUUGGAUUUCCUAAAUUAAUAAUAAUAAAUGGAUAAAAAAACAACCAAUAAUUUAUAUUGUGUUAGAGCAUGCCUCUGUAAGCCAUCGAAUUUUGGAGACCCCAGUUACAAAUUUGGAUGGCCAGGGGAUCAAUACCUAUGGUGAUACUGGGAUUUUUAACUAAGGCACCUUUGCUGGUCCAUGCUAUCAAUUAUUGAAAGCACAAUGGCUCUCAAUGCCUUUGCCACCAGUUUGAACAGGGAGGUGCAAGGCUACAAUGACCAUAACUAUUUGUGAACUUGCUCACAGUUGCUCCACUUGCAACCCCCAUAGUCAGGCUACUGUUUCUGUGCUAUUCACAGCUAUUUGUUCGAAUAUCAUUCUUUUAUCUGUGUACAAAUAUCCACUAGGUGGCACUCUCCUCUUUUAUCUACAAUGUUUUAUAUGCCAAUGUUGCUGUUAAACAUGUAAAAAAGCCCCAGGCAUCAUAAGAAACUUUAUGAACUGACAAAUCACCAGCUAUUAUUUGCACUGUUUAUGUUAUAAUAAAUAUAUACCAAUACAGUUAUAUCAUAAUAAUUAUUCAUAGUUAUAUAAUAAGAACUUAUAUUAGAAGAAAUAAUCCAUUUUCUUACCCCUCCCCCAAAAAUAGUCCCUUGUCAGAUUUUGAAAUGUGCUGAAAUCGUACGUUUCAUAUUACUUCAAUUUGUGUCUAUUUGUUUUGUGUUUUAUAUGUGAGAUAAUAUGUUACAUACUGGAUCCAUGGAGCUCAAGUUUAGCUUCUUAUCUAAUACUAGAAUGCAUAAAAAAGCAAAGUUAGAGGUGGCAGGUCUAGGAUUACAGAGAUAGACAGAAACGGGACGACAAGCGAGGUCAGGGAAACCAAACAGUUACAAAACCUGAAUCAGAUACCAAAAGGCAAUAUAACGAGGUACAAAGCAUUGAGUAUAUGAGUAACCACAACAAAGGAGACGGCAGGUCUGUUUCAAGAGUUUUUAUAGACAUCAGAGAAGCAUUUCUGGACAGUGCCAUUCCUAUACGUACAUACAUAUAUAAAUGACGAUGAUAAUAAUAAUAAUAAUAAUAUGCAUAACGCAUGGUUCUAUGGAAAAAAAAGACCACUAGGAAUUAAUGUCCGGUAUAUGGCAUGAUUCUAAACCGACAAAGUAUGCCACAUCGAGAGGCAAUAUGGCAGACAACACGAAAAAGUAAUCAAAACAAACAUAAAUUAAAAAAUGAACAUUAUCCUUCUAGUAUCGACAAUUAAAAUGAUAGAUUGUAGAUUAUAACCCGAAUGUAUUAAGACAAAACUGUAACAAUGCCAGGGUUGACUGCUAAAUGAAAUUAAACAUGUUCAUGGUGGUGAAUAAAUGGCUUGUCAUGUUUUCUCUGUAAUUAGCCCCAGAAUGACACUUCAUUUUUCCAUGACACAUAUGACACCCAAAGCCCAUCCCAUCAAAUUGAUUCAAGAGCUUUCACCUCCUUAUUAUCUUCCCACAUGCUUUUACAGAGAGAGAAUGCAUUAAGCUCUGAUAUCUUUCAAAGAGGACAACCCCUCACUGACAAUUUCACAAAAUAA
This is a messenger RNA of Pelobates cultripes (western spadefoot toad), 41318 nucleotides long. NCBI's taxonomy places the organism in Eukaryota, Metazoa, Chordata, Amphibia, Anura, Pelobatidae. The record is from the annotation of a GenBank genome assembly.